CCAUAGUAUUGUGUGGUGUUUAGUGCAUUUUGUCAACUACAGUAUUUGUAUUAUCCCCCCCGCAAACGCGACAUGGUACGAUCCAAGAUCUGUCAAUGGACGCCAAGCUUUCGCUUUCACGCGCUAGUUAUGAUUACACGUCAAAAUCUCACUAUAUAUACGAUGUUUAAUCUGUGUGCUCAGGAUUUCUAGUAAAUUAAUCAUCUAUUUAUUCAGCGGAACUGCGCACGAGCCGUUCAGGAGCACAGACAUGUGUAUGUAGAAGCCACAUUGGACUGCACAAUUUUGGAACAGUCUAUAUGUCGUCACUCAAAAUAAAAAUCAAUGAGUUUCAAGACGCUACAAUGUUGCGUAUCCUCUGUGCGUAAAAACCGAUGCGAUGUAAAUUCCUGAAGAAGCUAGAUAAACGUUCACAGGAGAACGGCGAUGGAGGAUCGUGCACCCCCGGUGUUCACGUUCGGGGUCAUCGCGGACAUACAGUACGCAGAUAUAGAGGACGGUUUAAAUUAUCUGAGAACACGCAAACGCUUCUACAGGAACAGCCUCCAGCUGCUGCGCAAUGCGACGCAACGCUGGGAGGAGCAGCGCGUCAUGUGCGUCCUUCAGCUGGGGGACAUUAUUGACGGGUUUAAUAAGAGCCGCAGCGCUUCGGAACAGGCUCUAGACACCGUUAUCGGGGAGUUUGACAAGAUCUCGGUGGAUGUGCAUCACGCGUGGGGCAAUCACGAGUUUUACAACUUCUGCAGGGAAACUCUACUCGCUUCCCCGCUCAACAGCGCGGCGAAAGCCCGGAGUGGAAGUGACCUCCUAGCGGACGACAUUUACGCGUACGAGUUCAGUCCCGCCCCCGGGUUUCGGUUCGUGCUGCUGGACGCCUACGACAUCAGCGUGAUCGGGAGAGACGAGAGCAGCGAGAAACACAAACGGGCAUUGAAACUGCUGCAGGAACACAACAACAACCCUGAUCUCAAUCAGCCGCCAGUAUUUGGUGGCUUGGAACAAAGGUUUGUGAAAUUCAAUGGUGGAUUCAGCCAAGAGCAGCUCCUGUGGCUCGAUGAAGUCUUAACUCUUGCUGAUCAGAGACAGGAGAGAGUAACUGUCUUUAGUCAUCUCCCCGUUCACCCGUAUGCCACAGACCCCAUCUGUCUGGCGUGGAACUACGACGCCAUGCGCUCCGUGCUGCGCUCUCAUAAGAGCGUGGUUUGCUUCAUGGCGGGACACGAUCAUGAUGGAGGAUAUUACAUAGAUGAGUCUGGUGUUCACCACAUCACGCUGGAGGGGGUGAUUGAAACACGUCCAGACAGUAAUGCCUUCGGGACGGUUUAUGUCUAUGAGGACCAGAUGGUUCUAAAGGGCAACGGAAGGAUAUCAGACAUGGUUCUCAAGUAUCCAUGAGUGGAAAGCAGUUAUGAACUGACAGGAGAUAAGAUUAUUGACAAUGAUUGAUGGAAUGGAAAAUAAUAAAAAUACACCCUUCUGUA
This is a messenger RNA of Carassius auratus (goldfish), 1481 nucleotides long. RefSeq names its product ADP-ribose/CDP-alcohol diphosphatase, manganese-dependent (gene adprm). The coding region runs from base 427 to 1395 and encodes 322 amino acids. NCBI's taxonomy places the organism in Eukaryota, Metazoa, Chordata, Actinopteri, Cypriniformes, Cyprinidae. The transcript has 4 exons. Gene Ontology annotation, molecular function: CDP-glycerol diphosphatase activity; 2',3'-cyclic-nucleotide 2'-phosphodiesterase activity; manganese ion binding. The record is from RefSeq and is a predicted model, not a curated record.